GCUAAACAAGUGAAGGACCUGUAUGACAAGAACUUUAAGUCCUGGAAGAAAGAAAUUGAAGAAGAUGUCAGAAAAUGGAAAGAUCUCCCAUGCUCAUGGAUAGGUAGGAUUAACAUAGUAAAAAUGGUAAUCUUACCAAAAGCAAUCAAAAACCCAACAGUUCAAUUUAAAAGUGGGCUAUAGAACUGAAAAGAGAAUUCUCAACAGAGGAAGCUCAAAUGGCUGAAAUACAUUUAAGGAAUUGCUCAACGUCCUUUAGUCAUCAGGGAAAUGCAAAUCAAAAUGACUCUGAGAUACCAUCUUACACUCAUCAGAAUGGCUAAGAUCGAAAAUGCUGAAGAUAGCUUAUGUUGGAGAGGAUGUGGAGCAAGGGGAACACUCCUCCACUGUUGGUGGGAAUGCAAACUUGUACAGCCACUUUGGAAAUCAGUAUGGCGCUUUCUUAGAAAAUUGGAAAUCAACCUCCCUCAAGACCCAUCCACCCUUGGGCAUAUACCCAAGGAAUGCUCAAUCAUACCCCAAGGAUACAUGCUCAACUAUGUUCAUAGCAGCAUUAUUUGUCAUAGCCAGAACCUGGAAACAACCUAGAUGCCCUUCAACUGAAGAAUGGAUAAAGAAAAUGUACAUAUACACAAUGGAGUACUACUCAGCAGAGAAAAACAAUGACAUCAUGAGGUUUGUAGGCAAAUGGAUGGAACUAGAAAAAAAAUCAUCCUGAGUGAUGUAACCCAGACUCAGAGAGACAAAUAUGGUUGCUACUGGCAGAGCUGUUACUGAAGAUUUGGACCUCUAUGCUACAUCUCGAGAGAGACGAUUUCGUUUAUUUGCAUCUAUAGAAUGUGAAGGACAGUUAUUCAUGACUCCAUAUGAUUUUAUUUUGGCUGUUACAACAGAUGAACCCAAAUUUGCUAAAACGUGGAAGUCACUUUCUAAACAGGAAUUAAGUCAGAUGCUCUCAGAAACACCACCAGUUUGGAAGGGAUCAUCAAAGCUCUUUCGAAAUCUUAAAGAAAGAGGUGUGAUUUCUUACACCGAAUAUCUUUUUCUUUUAUGUAUUUUAACAAAACCUCAUGCAGGUUUUAGAAUAGCUUUCAACAUGUUUGACACUGAUGGAAAUGAGAUGGUGGAUAAAAAAGAAUUCUUGGUGCUUCAGGAGAUAUUCAGGAAAAAAAAUGAAAAGAGAGAAACUAAAGGAGAUGAAGAGAAGCGUGCAUUGCUGCGUCUUCAACUUUAUGGAUACCAUUCUCCUACUAAUAGUGUACUUAAAACAGAUACUGAGGAACUCGUCUCCAGAAGCUACUGGGAUACCCUGAGACGUAACACAAGCCAAGCGCUCUUUUCAGACCUUGCAGAGCGUGCUGAUGACAUCACAAGCUUAGUAGCAGACACUACACUUCUGGUACACUUUUUUGGAAAGAAAGGAAAAGCUGAGCUCAACUUUGAAGAUUUUUAUAGAUUUAUGGAUAACCUACAAACAGAAGUUCUAGAAAUAGAAUUUCUUUCCUACUCUAAUGGAAUGAAUACUAUCAGUGAAGAGGAUUUUGCCCAUAUUCUUCUACGGUAUACUAAUGUGGAAAAUACAUCAGUAUUUUUGGAAAAUGUGCGCUACAGUAUACCUGAAGAAAAGGGCAUCACAUUUGAUGAGUUCAGGUCAUUUUUCCAAUUUCUGAACAACUUAGAAGACUUUGCAAUAGCCCUCAAUAUGUAUAACUUUGCAAGCCGUUCUAUAGGACAAGAUGAGUUUAAACGUGCCGUCUAUGUAGCUACGGGACUGAAACUUUCCCCACAUUUGGUCAACACCGUCUUCAAGAUUUUUGAUGUGGACAAAGAUGACCAGUUAAGUUAUAAAGAAUUCAUUGGAAUUAUGAAAGACAGACUCCAUAGAGGAUUCCGGGGUUAUAAAACAGUCCAGAAGUAUCCGACCUUCAAAUCCUGCCUGAAAAAAGAACUUCACAGCAGAUAAAUCCUCCUAAAACAAAGAUUGAAGGAUUAUGAUCUAUGUGACAAGGCAAGAAGCAAGUUUCUGAGUGUGGAUCCAAGUGUGAAGUCAGAGCAUGCAGAAAAUAAAGGGAAAGUGAAACACUAUGAAAUUACAUUUUUUUCCUUAAACUGAGUCUGUCAAUGUGAAACAGAGGAGAAUUGAAUCUUCUAAUUACAAGGUUUAACCCUGGGUUUGAUCCCUAGUGCCACCAAGAGAACACUUACUGCAGAUGCUGAAUAUGAUCAGUUGACCUUUCACCUUGACUGAUGGAAGUCUGAACUUUUUCAUUCCCUUCACAAGUACAUGGGUAGUUCCAGUAACUGAGAAUGUAUUUAGAUGUCUAUUUAUUUAUUAGAAAUGUCUUUAUUUCAAAAGAAUUUAUGAAUGAUAGAAUAUAGAUAGCUUAAAAACAGAAACACAUUUUCUUCUGGUUUGGACUGUGAACCUGUUUUCAGGCAAUGAAUAUUGCUUCCAACUUGUCUUAGGGCCCUUAAACUUGUUUGUAAGUCCCUGUUAUUUACCUUGUAUUUAAUUACACUGAAGUAAUUUCAGAAAACAAGUGAAAAUUUACUAGAUAAUAUGAUGGUUUACAUUGUACUUUCAACUUUUAAAAGUACUUAUGUAAUAUACAUUGUUGGAUUUGUGUAAAUUUUUCUUUGUUUUUGCUCUUCUUUAUGUGUUUUGUUUUAUUUCUGUACCAAAGUCAACAGGAUUUCAGGUAUUUUAUUUUAAAAAAAACAAUUUAGAUUUUUUUUUUUUUUU
Molecule: messenger RNA, 2743 nt
Organism: Peromyscus eremicus (cactus mouse)
Lineage: Eukaryota; Metazoa; Chordata; Mammalia; Rodentia; Cricetidae
Gene: Micu3
Product: mitochondrial calcium uptake family member 3
Exons: 15
Coding region: 749-1963 (404 amino acids)
Biological process (GO): calcium import into the mitochondrion; mitochondrial calcium ion homeostasis
Cellular component (GO): uniplex complex
Molecular function (GO): calcium ion binding
Source: RefSeq, a predicted model, not a curated record